AUGGCCGCUUCCAACGCGACGACGACGGGCGCGGAUACCCAGGGCGAUUUACGGAAGCGGAAUGUGCAGCAAGGUCUGCAAGCGGGACGAGAGGCUGGCGAGCAGCUCGCAGAGAAGACGAAGCAAAAGUCUUCAUCUUUCCUCCAGAUCCUCGACGAUUAUGAAUUCCUCAUCGCACCCAUCAUCUUCACCGCGCUUGCCUUCUUCACGCGCAUGUGGAAGAUUGGCCUUUCCCCAAUUGUCACCUGGGACGAGGCGCACUUCGGCAAAUUCGGAUCCCACUACCUCAAGCGCGAGUUCUACUUCGAUGUUCACCCACCGCUCGGAAAGAUGCUGGUCGGCCUCUCCGGAUACCUCGCGGGAUACAAUGGCUCCUUUGAAUUCAAGAGCGGAGAGACGUACCCCGAAGAGCUCGACUACACCUUCAUGCGCGUUUUCAAUGCUGCCUUUGGUGCUUUGUGCAUUCCGCUGGCCUACUUCACCGCAAAGGAGCUGCACUUCAAGAAGCCCACCGUGUGGCUUGUUACGAUGAUGGUGCUCUUCGAGAACAGCUACACUACCAUCAGCCGCUUCAUCCUGCUGGACAGCAUGCUUCUCUUCUUCACUUUUACCACCGUUUUCUGCUGGGCCAAGUUUCACAAUCAGCGCCAUGACCCGUUCUCUCCAGAGUGGGGCCUGUGGCUCUUCAUGACUGGACUUUCCAUUGGUUGCGUAUGCAGUGUCAAGUGGGUGGGAAUGUUCGGCACUGCAUUGGUUGGUCUGUACACCAUUGAGGACCUGUGGAACAAGUUUGGCGACCUCAAGAUGCCCAAGACCGAACUCGCAGCACAUGUCAGCUUCCGUGUCGUUGGGCUUAUCGUCAUCCCACUCAUCGUCUACAUGUUUUCCUUUUGGAUGCACUUCCUCAUCCUCGAGAAUAGCGGCCCUGGCGAUGCGCAGAUGUCAUCGCUCUUCCAGGCCAACCUCCGUGGAACCGAAGUCGGCAAGGACAGUCCGUUGGAGAUCGCCAUGGGGUCCCGUGCAACACUUAAGAACAUGGGAUACGGUGGCGGACUCCUCCAUUCCCACGUUCAGACAUAUCCCGAAGGCUCCCAGCAGCAGCAAAUCACUUGCUACCACCACAAGGAUGCCAACAACGAUUGGUUCUUCUACCCCAACAGACACGACGGGGAGUUCGACCCUGCCGCUGAUCUCAAAUACGUCGGAAACGGCGAUGUCAUUCGUUUAAUUCACGCCCAGACCGGUCGCAACCUCCACUCUCACCAAGUCGCUGCUCCUGUCACCAAGUCUGACUGGGAAGUGUCUUGUUAUGGCAACACUACAGUUGGCGAUACCAAGGACCACUGGCAGGUCGAGGUCGUCAAUGAUGCAGCAUCCAACGACUACUCCAAGCUCCGUACUUUGACUACGGCAUUCCGUUUGAAGCACGUUGAUCUUGGCUGCUACCUCCGCGCUGGCAACGUCAACUUGCCACAAUGGGGUUUCAAGCAGAUCGAGACUACCUGUGUGAAGGCUAACCGGCCUCGAGACGUUUACACCCACUGGAACGUCGAGUCGCACACGAACGAGAGACUUCCACCAAGCGCUCCGGGCGCAUAUAAAUCUCCAUUCCUCCGUGACUUUGUUCACCUCAACGUGGCCAUGAUGACUUCCAACAACGCACUCGUUCCAGACCCAGACAAGCAAGACGACCUCGCGUCCAAGCCAUGGCAAUGGCCACUGCUCAACGUCGGCCUUCGCAUGUGCGGAUGGGACGACAACAUUGUCAAGUACUUCCUUCUUGGAAACCCCGCGGUUUACUGGGGUUCGACCUUUUCCGUCGCCUUCCUCCUCGGCAUGAUUGGCUGGUACGCCAUUCGCUGGCAGCGUGGGUAUGAUGAGCUCACUUGGGCACAAAUCGACCAGUUUCACUACGCGGGAUUGUACCCCUUGAUUGGAUGGUUCUUGCACUACAUGCCGUUCAUCGCCAUGGCACGAGUGACAUAUGUGCAUCACUACUACCCCGCGCUUUAUUUCGCCAUCUUGACGAGCGGUUUCAUCGUGGAUUGGUACACGAGAAACUUGCACAAGGGUGUGCAGACGGGCAUCUUCACGACAUUGUACGUUGUGAUUAUCGGCUUGUUCUGGCUGUUCCGAGCAUUCUGCUUUGGAAUGGAGGGCAACAACCAGCAGUGGAAGCAUCUGAAGUGGAUGGAUGCUUGGAGGAUGGUGGAUUAG
This is a messenger RNA of Ramularia collo-cygni, 2217 nucleotides long. RefSeq names its product probable dolichyl-phosphate-mannose--protein mannosyltransferase 2. Gene Ontology annotation, cellular component: endoplasmic reticulum; membrane. Bases 1 to 2217 code for a protein of 738 amino acids. Lineage: Eukaryota; Fungi; Ascomycota; Dothideomycetes; Mycosphaerellales; Mycosphaerellaceae. Gene Ontology annotation, molecular function: dolichyl-phosphate-mannose-protein mannosyltransferase activity. The transcript has 3 exons. The record is from RefSeq and is a predicted model, not a curated record. Gene Ontology annotation, biological process: protein O-linked glycosylation via mannose.